This is a messenger RNA of Anneissia japonica, 3621 nucleotides long. RefSeq names its product serine O-succinyltransferase-like. Gene Ontology annotation, biological process: L-homoserine metabolic process. Lineage: Eukaryota; Metazoa; Echinodermata; Crinoidea; Comatulida; Comatulidae. The record is from RefSeq and is a predicted model, not a curated record. The transcript is spliced from 12 exons. Gene Ontology annotation, molecular function: L-serine O-acetyltransferase activity; homoserine O-acetyltransferase activity. The coding region runs from base 147 to 1592 and encodes 481 amino acids.
CUCAUUUGCUGUGAACCUGCCGUGAACUGAGCUUUUUAACUGAGGUAAUACGAGGGCAAGUGGAAAUGUUGGAGAACAGUGAAAAUAUGACCGUUUGAUUCUGUGUAUAUACAGACAAUUUUAGACAGGCAGUAAAAAGUAAUAUCAUGCUACGCAACUCGGUCAGCCUACUUCGGAAUCUUUCAUCAGAACAGUGUCCGAAAUGUACACAAUUGUUUCUCAAGUUGUCACGCCCGUUAAGUAAUAGCAUUGGACUCCAGUCUCACAAUGAUAACAGCCGUCUUCAGAACCCACCAUCAAAGAGCUUCCACAGAGUGUCACCGCAGAUUGAAAUACCAGAUGUAAAGCCCAAGGCAUUCAGGGGUCUGGAAACUGAUUUUCCAUGUCUGACUAAAAAUGAUGUGAGCGGCCCCGAACCUGAAUAUCAUAAAGUUGUGUCAGGAUUUAAGAAAUUUUACUACACUAAACCAUACCACCUAAAAUACAACAAUGCAGUGCUGCCAGAGCUGGAGGUAGCCUAUGAAACAUGGGGUGAGCUGAAUGAAGACAAGUCCAAUGCGGUCAUAAUUCAUGCUGGACUGUCAGCUAGCUCGCACGCUAAGAGUCACAAGGAAAACACCAACCCUGGAUGGUGGGAGAAAUUUGUUGGUCCCGGAUUUGCUGUGGAUACUAAUAAAUUCUUUGUCAUUUGUACAAACACAAUCGGAAGUUGUUAUGGUACCUCAGGUCCAUCAUCAAUUAACCCACUGACUGGUGAAUGUUAUGGGACAACUUUUCCUUUACCCUCUGUAGAUGACAUGGUGCAUGUUCAGUUCCUGCUGUUGGAUCAUCUAGGAAUAAACAAACUACAUGCAUCUGUAGGAUCCUCACUUGGUGGGAUGUGUUCACUGAAUGCUGCUGCCCUUUAUCCAGACAGAGUUCGAAGGGUGAUAUCUAUAUCUGGUUGUGCCCGAUCACAUCCCUCAUCCAUUGCUAUGCGGUACCUGCAGCGGCGCUGCAUCAUGACUGAUCCAGAAUGGAAGAAAGGUCACUACUAUGGCAAGUCGUACCCUAAAAUGGGUAUGAAACUAGCAAGAGAGAUUGCAACAAUUACCUACCGAAGUGGUCCAGAGUGGGAACAACGAUUUGGUAACAAACGUAUUGAUGAGAAUGAAGAACCAAGUCUGUGCCCAACUUUCUCAAUAGAAAGCUACAUUGAGUACCAAGGAGAAACAUUCUGCAACAAAUAUGAUCCUAAUUCAUUACUUUAUAUUUCUAAGGCAAUGGAUUUAUUUGAUAUGAGUGAUGGAUUUGAUUCUUUGCAAGAGGGCUUGAGCAGGGUCAAGUGUCCAGUCAUGGUCAUUGGUGUCCAAACUGACAUCCUGUUUCCAGUUUGGCAGCAGAGGCAGCUUUCUGAUCUCCUUAAGAAUUCAGGUAAUGAUGCUGUGACAUACUAUGAACUCAAUUCCUUAUAUGGUCAUGACACGUUUCUUCUUGAUGUAAACAAUGUUGGAGCAGCAGUUAAGGGUCAUCUUGAGAGUCUGUCAGUGUCAGAGGAACCACUAUCAACUUCCAAUCCAUCCUCUGAUCAAUCAUCCUCCUCAUUCUCUUAACCGUCAUACAUCUUGUUUAACAGUAGCCGGACCAAAGGGCCAUCUCGAAACUGAUUUGACUUCAUCAAAUUGAAUGGUGACCAAUAAACAUGCUAGAAUUCAGGUGAAAAAAUUAUUCAAACCUGUGCAGAUCUGAGUGGCCAUCUCUUUUGUGAAUAAUCCACAAUUGAAUAGUAUUAAUUGAUCAUGAUGCCUUGUUGAUAAGCAGUCUCACCAUAUUUUAAAUAAUUGCUUCAUGGAACAGUAUUGCUUUCUCAGGAAUAUGUUUUUAACUUUUAUUUAAAAAAAUAAUUGUUAAUUUUGUAUAUUUAAAAAAUGCAAGAUAUUAGCUUUCAAUUUGAAAAUUUAGUAUGAGAAAUUAUUUUCAAUCGUAAUUAACAGACAGUUGUAUUGGCUGGAAGAAACUUACAAAACAAGGCUAAGAGCCACUCUUGGUAAUGGGCUAGAAAUCAUGUGCUCAGGAGAACUAAAAGAAUUCACAUUCCUCUUGUCUUGUAUUCAAUAUAGAAAAACGAUUGGGCAUGGCAGGUUCUGACACCAAUCUGUACCAGUGUGGCAAGGUGCAGAUACCUGCACUACAGUGUCGCUCGAUCAGAAUGCUCGGCGAUCAUGCUACAGUCGACAGUGAAUUCAGGGCUUGGCUGCAAGUCUCAAAACUUGCCUUUAAAACAGUUUAUAGAAAACGGAAAUAUUUCUGUAUUUUAUGUAAAUUUUUAAGACAAUUUGUACUAUUGAUACAUAUUUUUAAUAAACACUUAAAUUGGUAAUCAAAUCAGAAAAAGUAGAUACUUAGCAGAUCUUUUUUAAUUGAUUUUUAAGGAGUUUCCUACAGUGCAUCUUAAAAAGAUAACUAGCAACUGAAAAGAAAUGUAAAUUUUAAAACAUAGGAAAAAUCAAUAUUUAUAACUUGUUGAUGUUUAUAAACAAGAAUUAAAAAUAUAACUGGACUGCUUGUAAUUAAGAUAUUUUCUUGCAAGAAAAAAGUAUAUAAUACAGUUAUAAUGAUAAAAUAUACAUGUAGAGUUAUGUUAUUGCAUGGUGAAUCAUGGCUUUGAACUCCACUACAAUAAUUAUUAAAUGGGGUAGACACUUGUAAGCAUAAUAUUAAUUUUUAAUAGUUUAUUAUUUGAUCUAACAUUCCAUAAUAGAAUGAAUACAGCUUUGAAUGUCUGAAUGUAUCUGGUCAUGUAGGAGAACUUUAGUUGUCUUACUGUAGGUUCCAAAUGUUGAAGCUACACUAAAUGUUUGUCCAUAAGGCGAGAUUUUUUUUAUACCUGGUUUAGUGAACCUGCUGACUAAAUAUUGAUGAUUUUGAAUAAAAACAAAAUUUUACUUUUGGCCAAUUAGCGCACACGCCGCCACGAAAAAGUGGACAUUUCAGAAAAAAUAUAAAAGUUUUUCUUUAUUUUUACUACGCGCUCCGCUGGCUUGAAGUCUCCAAAUAUAAGAUAUGUAUAUUUCUUCCUAAUUAUGUGAAUUUGAAGCAUUUAACCAUCCCAUUUUACAUUCACCAAUAACAUUUUAUUUUUAUUUUCUCCUCCAUCUGGUUGUUUUUGGCAAAACUUAUUUGCUAAAUAAGAAAACAAAAUUGGUAUUUUUAUUCCGCCCUACUCCGGUGAUCUUUAAAAAAAUAAGUACGCAAAACAAGGAAUAAAAAAGUCUUGUCUAAGUGAUAUAACUUUGGCCUGCCCAUAUAUAUAAAUCAAAAAACAUUUGUCAAAGAAAACUAUGUUAAGGACAGAAUUUGAAUACAAUUGUAUUAAAUAUAUUAUUAUAUAGUAACAUUUAUUAAUGCUUUGAAGUCCAAAAAAUAUGAAAUAAUGUUCAUCAAUGUGUGUAUGAAUGUGUUGUAAAACAAUUUAAAUCAGUUUUAUAAGUGUGGUAUAAUAUUCAUAGUAUGUGAAACAUGGAUACUGUUAACAUUUGGAUAAAUCAUUAAUUAAAUUGUCAAGCUCAAAAAGUUAAGUUGGAGUACAGUAUUAUGUUCAUAUACUAUGUUUUUAUCUGAAAAUUACAAGUUACAAUUUUA